AUCUCCUCCCCCCCCCCUCGCUCUUGUAUAGAUAGAUAAGAUAUUCCCUAACCCCGCCCCCCUACCCCUUUUCUUUGUAUUUUUGGGGGGCAUAGAAUCGCGAGUCGAAACCAACAGGAUGGAUCUGCUGAAGCGCGAGCUUCAGCGGAAGCGGCAGAGCCUGGAGGCCGACUUCGGCGGCAAGAAGCUCCUCCGCCGCUCCGAGAUCGAGCAGAAGAAGCUCCAGAAGCUCCGCGACGACGAGCGCCGCUACCUCCUCUCCAAAUCCCUCCGCUCCUCGUCCUCCUCCUCCUCGUCCUCCGCUCCCUCCCUCAACGCCCCCUCCUCCUCCUCCUCCUCCGCGAACCCUAACCCUAACCCUAACCCUAACCCUAACGACCCCACCUCCUCUCUGCCCCCCGCCCUCUCCUCCUCCUCCUCCAAGAAGCUCGCCGAAACCCUAACCGACGAGCAGCGCAUCGACGACCUCGUCCUCCCCCGCCACGAGGUCAUCCGCCGCCUCCGACUGCUGAAGCAGCCCAUCACCCUCUUCGGCGAGGACGACGCCGCCCGCCUCGACCGCCUCAAGCUCACCCUCAAGUCCGGCAUCCUCGAGGUCGACAGCGACAUGAUCGAGGGCCAGGCCAACGACUUCCUCCGCGACAUCUCCGAGCUCCGCAAGCGCCACAAGUCCGGCUUCGUCAAGAGCAAGAGGGAGGACGACGGGCUCGAGGACGACGUCGCCGAUGGGGACGCCGACAAGAAUUUAAGCGGGGACGGGGGUUCGUCCGGCGUGGAUGCGGAUAAGGACUUGAAACGGAUGAAGGCCAAGUUCGAGGAUCUGUGCGAUGAGGAUAAGAUCUUGGUGUUCUUCAAGAGGCUGCUCAAUGAGUGGAAUCAGGAGCUCGAUGAGACGCCCGAUGCAGAAAAGAGGACGGCGAGGGGCAAGUCCAUGGUCGCCACUUUCAAGCAGUGCGCCCGCUACCUGAAUCCCCUGUUCAAGUUCUGCAGGAAAAAGGUUCUCCCAGAUGACAUCCGCCAAGCACUGCUCGUGGUGGUGGAAUGUUGCAUGAAACGGGACUACCUUGCAGCGAUGGACCAGUACAUCAAGAUGGCCAUCGGGAACGCGCCCUGGCCAAUCGGUGUCACUAUGGUUGGUAUCCACGAGCGCUCAGCCCGUGAGAAGAUCUACACCAACAGUGUGGCCCACAUCAUGAACGACGAAACCACCCGCAAGUACCUGCAGUCCGUGAAGAGGCUUAUGACCCUUUGCCAGCGUCGCUACCCGGCCGAUCCUUCCAAGUCAGUCGAGUUCAACAGCCUGGCGAAUGGGAGCGAUCUACAGUCACUCCUCUCUGAGGAAAGGGGAGGCUCGAAAGCCCCUUCGGAUGAUAGGCUUCGGUUAAUGCCUGCUCCAAAGGAAUAGCAUCUGUUAUAACUAUUGUUAACUAGGAUUAUGUAAUUUUCCAAGAUUAUGGAAGUCUGUAAUAUGCAUUGUAUCCUAUCUUUUUUUAACUUUCUUGUUUCAGUGGCUUAUUUUCUUUCUGAUACAAUAUAUAAUCUUCUAGAACGAGGAAAAUGAGAAUCUCAGUGUCUCCUUUUUUAAAUUGCAAACACACUUGGGUUUAUUAAA
Messenger RNA from Ananas comosus (pineapple), 1612 nucleotides. Its product is annotated as pre-mRNA-splicing factor 18-like. The record is from RefSeq and is a predicted model, not a curated record. Lineage: Eukaryota; Viridiplantae; Streptophyta; Magnoliopsida; Poales; Bromeliaceae. The transcript is spliced from 2 exons. The coding region runs from base 119 to 1405 and encodes 428 amino acids. Gene Ontology annotation, biological process: RNA splicing; generation of catalytic spliceosome for second transesterification step. Gene Ontology annotation, cellular component: U2-type post-spliceosomal complex; U5 snRNP; U4/U6 x U5 tri-snRNP complex.